Messenger RNA from Daphnia magna, 3144 nucleotides. RefSeq lists its product as uncharacterized. Lineage: Eukaryota; Metazoa; Arthropoda; Branchiopoda; Diplostraca; Daphniidae. Bases 362 to 2623 code for a protein of 753 amino acids. The record is from RefSeq and is a predicted model, not a curated record. The transcript is spliced from 3 exons.
CAUGGCGUCUACUGUAUUUGUCAACGGAAUCUUUGCUUGGGUGUAACCUGUAACGUGUUUUUGUUAUUCAUUCAGUUCUUUCCUACAGGAAAAUAGUGGCAGCUUUCAAGUGAAUGUUGAAUUGGACUCAUUGCAUUUAUAGUGCGAAGAAAUUUGAUGCAAACGAAUAUGAACUUCACCAAUACACUGGGAUUUUGGUGACUCGACAGGACUUGUCGGACAUACCGAACGGCUCCGGGGCAUAUAUAGGCAUCUAGCUCUUGUGUCGGCAGCCAGCUCAACGUUCUAUUUCAGCCAUGCUGAUACGAUAAACAGUGUUCUUUAUUUGAGGAAUUCCUGUGACCUCACCUUGGUGUCAGACAUGGCCAAAAUGAGAGCGACGCUGAGAAAAGUCGCCCAAGUCACGCCGCCACCUUCACCCAAAAACGGCGAAGACGUCAAGGGUCAUUCUGAAUGGUCCACACGUUUAAGGAACCAUUCGAUUCCAACGGUUGUCAAAGUCCCCAACGGUCGGCGAGCCAAAAUUGUCCGAAUCAAGAAAGAAAGUCCUGUAUUCCAUCACAAUGGAGACCUCAACCUUAGCCGUUCUAGCACUCCCUCCCCUGUUUGUGAUGCCUCAAGGGCCCGUACUCGCCAAACGAAUGGCGAAGGACUCAAUUACUGGCCCAGGAGAUCAGCUCGAUUGAUUGGAAUCCCAGCUGAAGAAAUCAGCGACCAACAUGAAAAAAACAACGGUUCUAUCAAUGUCGAUCAAGAGGAAAACAAACAAGAGCCAUCACACGAAGAAAAAGAUGAUCCUGUUUGUGGCACAAACCAUUGCCAUGAAAGGCUAGCGCCGGAAGAGCCACAAGAUCAGUGCAAAAACUGUAAACAACAGACCAAUAAGCAACAGACCAAAGGUCGAACUCUUGAAGCGUUAUUGGUAGAAAGCCAGCGUUUCAUGCAUUACCCAUCUGGCAGAGGCAGUGGUACAUGCCGGAAUGGCCGUUCUACGUACAAUAGCCGAGAUAUUCGGCCCCCACCACAGACUUCACCACGGAUCACCCCCGUAGCUGAAGAACAACAUGAACCUGCCACCACACCUCUGCCAAUGAUCCACGAUCGACUGACGGUCGAUCAGGUUCAGUUCUCGUUCGAGAUCGUUCCGUCUGGCACGUCGUGGUAUCAAACUUUCUUACGAGACGAAGAAUUUCAUCGGAACCCCAACGCCCCACUGCCAGAUGAUCCGCCCAUAGGUCCGGCGCCAUUCCUCCUACCUUACGAGAUGUCGCUGGAAGCGAUUCUCAAGAGCAACCAGACAGUGCGGAAGAACAACAGUAGCAGAGGAAGACCCAGAGGUGCAAAAAAAUCUGUUCCUCUAAGCUUCCGGCCGAUCAUCAGUACCCGAUUGCAAAUGCAAAGCGCAGCCAGGCAGAGCCAGCUAGCGGCUGCAGCGUCAUCUUCUGCCAAAGCAUCCGCAUUGAAUAGGAACGCUGAUGGAUGUCAACGACACAGUCGACGGAAGCAGCCCUGGUUCAAUAUGCCUCGCAAAUCUCCGCGAUGCCAUGCAUCCACAAUGGCCAUCCUUUGCUCCAAAUCCGAUACGGAAUCUGAUGCCGUUGCCAGCACAACAGCGACAGCCACUGGAACAACAACGACAAAGACGAGAACAACAGCCGAAGAAUCUCAGUUACCGAAGGACGAGGUGGCGAAGACGUCUAUUCCUCCGCCACCGGAUAAUUAUUUAGUGCAAGUGUUAGAGGAAAUGUUGACUCAAGGAUUGGAGAAAAGGCCUGUUAAUCCAGUGCGGAAGAGAGGUCGACCAAGGAAGCGGCCGCUACCCACUGACGAGCAGUGCAAUCCGCCGACACAAUUGAUGGAAUCACCCCUAGCCGAUUUGUUAGCCACUCCUCUGGAGAGGAUUGAAGAUAUUGUCGACGAGCGGAUGGUUCUUCCGGAUGACGGCGAUCACUGCAUGUUUAACGACAGCGACACUGUCUACCCUCCCAACUGCUGGAUAACUAACCAUCGGCGGGACAAUUCAUCUCUCCCGACAGGGUUGGACCAUCUGUCGGAAAUGUUUGCGGAUUUGGAUAGUCAUUCUGGAAGCCGAUCUUCUUCUGUCUACGAAACUGCUUCGGAAAUCGGAAGCACCAGUACAAGUACGGGGACUUGCGAUUCUCGUCGCAAAGUCUGGCGGAAUGCCGGUGGUAACAAUCACCGUCGGAAGCGUCGAUGCAACAUGACGGGAUGGCCGCGUUCCAAGAAGCGUAGACCUCUACAGCUGAGUGUAAUCAACGUCGAAGACGAUCUGAACUUGACCGGCAAUUUAAGUUGCGACGAAGAUGAUGAUGAAGGACCUCCGAAUAUCAUGCUGAGUCCCAUCCGCGAAGAGUCGACCCUGUUGGUGGAUGGAAGCAGUCCUAACCCGUCGCAGCAACAGACAAGUCCACGAUCAUCUUCAUCCGGGGCUACUAAAAGCUUUGUCAGUAAACCGUUCCAAUUCCAGCGCAAGACUUUGCGUUUCGUUGGCAAACGCAUCCUCCGUCCGGCAGCCCAACGGCAUGCCCCACAACGGUUGGAAUAUUGGCCCUGUUUUCCUACGGAAUCAUCCAGUGGCAGACGUCGGAAGCGGAAAACAUGAUGGAGAGAAGCUGUUACAUUUCUUUUGUGUACUGCUAAAAUUUAUCAUUUUAGAGAGCUAGUCACCAACCACAUGGAAGAAAAAAACAAACAGGGAAAGCAGCGGUCAAAACAACAAAAUUCUCUCAUGUAACUAUAUCUCUGUGUAUUUGUCAAAAAUUUUUUUCCCCGUAUGUAUGUUCCAGCAUGUUUUACUGAUUCUCUUUUGACAACAUGAAAAGAUACAGGAGUGAGAGGGAGGGGCUAUUUGAUCUACCUCAUGUUUUUACGGUUUGUCAUAUACGAUUACGCCGGAAAACUUAAUUGUACCCACAUGUCGUCUCGCUCAUAUCUCCUCUCGACUGCUCGUUAUGAUACCAUUGACAUUUAGGUUGUUUUUUUAUUCGUUAAUUUUUUUUUAGUUUUCCCCUUUUUUAAACUACCAAGAUUUUCACCUUCGCAAAUGUGUUCGUGUAUCGUUUGUGUGUGUUGUUGUCCUUAAGCAAAGAUAAUGAAUAAAAUUCGAUCGAUUUUUUCAUAUAA